Molecule: messenger RNA, 1151 nt
Organism: Megalobrama amblycephala (Wuchang bream)
Lineage: Eukaryota; Metazoa; Chordata; Actinopteri; Cypriniformes; Xenocyprididae
Product: SLAM family member 5
Exons: 8
Coding region: 69-1049 (326 amino acids)
Source: RefSeq, a predicted model, not a curated record
GUGCUGAAACCUGUUUCCACGAUAUCUGCGGUCUCAGAUGCCUCAGUCUGUCGUCUAAACGUCCGGACAUGAACAUCUUUCAAAAGUCUUGGUGCUCCAUUUUAGGAGUUCUACUGGUUUUCUUUCUUCAGGGGUCAUGUACUGAUCCAGUACAUCCACCUCAACAGGUGCACAAAGCUGUCGGAGACUCGCUGGAUUUAAUUGCUAAUUUCUCAAAAGAAGAUCUUGAAGUAAAGUGGAAAUAUAAUGAGAAUGACUUUGCUGAGUAUGAAACAAAUAAGAUCAAAAAGCUGAAAUCUCAAUUUCAUGAAAGGUUAAAGAUGAAUGAGGACAAUAUUGGUAUAACAGUGAAAGACCUGGAACUUCAGGAUUCUGGAACCUUCUCUAUUGUUGCAAAAACAAGCUCUGUUCAAUAUCCAACAGAAUUAAUUCAGCUACAUGUGCAUGAUCUAAUCAGAGAUGUACAGAUUGAGCUCAGUGAUUCCUGGCUGCUGUCAGGAAACAUCUGCAUGUUUCAUCUUCGGUGUCAGGCAUCCGGCGAUCCGAAUCCCUCCUACAGCUGGAGCGGCGAUCCGGUCAACAUUGGACCGAACCUGAAUAUCAGCCUCCCUCCAGCAGAGAGUGCUACACUCAACUGCACCGCCAACAACACCGUCAGCAUCAAGCAUACUACUGAGACUGUAGUGUGCAAAGAGCUAUCUGUUUCAGGUAAUGCCGGUUUUCCUCAGAUGUAUUUACUGAUUGCAGUAGGCGUCAGUAUCGUCGUUAUUGUCAUAUUCAGUGGAACCGUUGCCGCGUGCUGCAGGUGGAGGAAGCAAACAGGACAAGGAGAAAGUGAAGGGGGUAUUACAGUCUAUGAAGACGUGAACACUGAUGGCAUUGCAAAGAAACGACCUGGAAGUGUUGUAAACGGGAUGUCCAUUUAUGAAACGGUGGACGACAUGAAAGUCACACAAAACUUGCCUCAAACCCUGUAUGACAAAAUCAACUAUCAGCGUCACCCUGCGGUCAGCGCCAACACUUCCUCCCCUUACCAGGAAGUCCUGUGAGUGAGACAGACAGACAGACAGUUCAUGUAUUGUUUCGUCAUCUCUGGAUUUGGUUAACCAUUCUCCCAUAUGUGUCUCACAUUAAACGUACUGUGUUAAAUA